GUUCUCUAUUCAGGAAUUUUUCAGAAGUUUGUUGUCUUGUUCUCGGGAAUGGAAAUGGAAAACUGGUAAGUGGAAGUAGAUUCGGAGCAAGGCAGUGGUUUUAAGUGAGGGAUAAAGCCGAGUUAUCAUGGAAGCAUAGCGGUGGCUCGAACUUCUCACGACUGUUUCUCUUUUUCACUUUCUGCUGUCAAAGCAACAGAGCCUAACAUCAAAGAUGAGCGGUAGUAUUACCGCGGAACGGAAAAUGGAAAUUAUGCAAUCAGAAAUGAAUAAUUUUAUGAGGCGCUUGGAACCGCGGAUGCGUGGUCGAUUCAGUGAUUCACUUCGAGAGAUACUGCUCGAAAGUUUAUUGGAUGGGACUGUGUUUGCGAUUGUCGAAUCGCUCAGCGAUUUGCAGCGCAUGAAUGAAACGCAGCUUUACAACGACCGUCAGCAACGACUGAUGGAACUGCAGUGCGUUCCUGAUUUAGAUGAACAAAUGAAACAGAUUGAUAUUAAUAUUGUCACUGAGCUCGAUAAGAUAGUGGCACAACAGCAAGAUACAUUGUGCCGUGCCGGUGUUCCAGCAUUUCGUAUUACUACUAAUCCUCGAGAAAUCGAGCUACAAAUGGCAAUCAUCAGUUUCAUUUUAACAGUUCGUGCAAGACUUCCAUGACAGUUAUUGAUAACUUUGUUUCUUUCCCCUUUUUAUUGUUAAAUGCAGUGCCACCACAUUUCAAAAUAAAUACUAUUGAGAUAGAAUACCUUGCUCUUUUUGCUAGAACUGUUUACUUCAGUUUGCAUUGUUUUUGUUGUUGGUGGUGAUAAUUUUAACUUUACCACCCUCAUUUUUAAAGGAACGUCAUCUGAAGAGUAUUUAAUGCUUUUCUUGAUAACAGUAGUUGCACAAGAAUUUGAUCACUGGAAGGAAAUUCCUAUUUUAAAUUCAACUAUCAUGCAAGUUUAUUUUGGCUGUAUCUUUUUGGCUUGUCCAAUUUGAUGCAAUUUGCUGCAAAUCACACCAGCAGUAAUUGCGCAGGAUUCAAUAGCUAAAAUUCACCAAGUUAUUCCAUAAUAGCUUUCCAAGAGUGCAUCAUUCUGCUAUUUAUUUUAGAGUACGUGCAAAAAGAUGACUAUAAACGCAAAGUUUUACUGAGGUGCUCAACAUAAAGAUUAUUAUUCCUCUAAUAGAACUACA
Messenger RNA from Loa loa (African eye worm), 1177 nucleotides. RefSeq lists its product as hypothetical. The record is from RefSeq and is a predicted model, not a curated record. NCBI's taxonomy places the organism in Eukaryota, Metazoa, Nematoda, Chromadorea, Rhabditida, Onchocercidae. Bases 215 to 655 code for a protein of 146 amino acids. The transcript is spliced from 3 exons.